Molecule: messenger RNA, 567 nt
Organism: Lodderomyces theae
Lineage: Eukaryota; Fungi; Ascomycota; Pichiomycetes; Serinales; Debaryomycetaceae
Product: PGA62
Exons: 1
Coding region: 1-567 (188 amino acids)
Source: RefSeq, a predicted model, not a curated record
AUGCAAUUUACCAAACUCGCUGCUUUGACCGCUAUCGCAGGUACAGCCGUUGCUGACUACUCCAACUCAACUUCUCCAACUUCAUCUGGCACUGGUAUUAAAACCACUGUCAUUACAAUCACUUCAGGAAACGGUACUUCAAUCACCGAAAUUCCAAUUACUACUGGUAUCACCACCGUCACUGAUUUGUACACCACUUACACCACUUUCUGUCCAUUGUCAACUACAGCAGCACCUGCCCCAGGUGGACAAUCUACUGGUAAAGGUCCAGGCGCACAACCAACCGGUGGUGCAGCUCCAGGUGGCCAAGCUCCAUCCGGAAAACCAACCGGCAGUGCAGCCCCAGGUGGCCAAGCUCCAGGCGGUCAACCCUCUGGUGCCUCUCCAUCAGGAAAGCCAUCUCAAGGAUCUCAAACCACUCAAAACACGGUUGCUGCUCAAUCAUCAUCAGCUCCAGCUCAAGGUUCACAAGCACCAUCUGUCUCAGCUGUUUCUCAAGGUGCUGGUGCCGCCAACACUGUCCCAUUCGUUGCAGGUGUCUUGGCUAUGGCUGCUGCUUUGAUCUAA